Molecule: messenger RNA, 873 nt
Organism: Lutra lutra (Eurasian river otter)
Lineage: Eukaryota; Metazoa; Chordata; Mammalia; Carnivora; Mustelidae
Product: cancer/testis antigen family 45 member A6-like
Exons: 5
Coding region: 58-657 (199 amino acids)
Biological process (GO): snRNA 3'-end processing
Cellular component (GO): integrator complex
Source: RefSeq, a predicted model, not a curated record
CCCUGGCCUCUGGCCGCGCUCUGAGCUGACCGAGCCUGCGACCGGUUCAAGGAAGUGAUGAGUGAUAAAGCAGAAGAGUCCACUGUUGGGACCAAAAACCAAAUGAAAUAUUGUGGAAAACCCAUCACUGAACUUCCAUUCAAGAAAAGGCUGAGCAUGGUGCUGCUUUCAGUGAGAGAGGAAGUAGAGGGUUCAUCCCAGCCUGAGGGCUCAGCCAUGUCCUCAGAAGAUGCCAGGGUCAACAAGGGUGGGCUGAUUCACAGACCUGGUAGUGAUGCCCUGGUGGGAGGAAUCUUUCCCAGCUGUCUCUCUGCAGAUGACCCCAUGGUCACAGAAAUGUCUGUGUCGGGAGAUAUGCCAGAUCAACUGCUGAUACCAGUGAAAAUCAAUAUGGAAAUAAAAGAGCAAUUAAAGAAGGAAAUUCGACAUUUUGGAGGAAAAUAUGAAAUAGUCUUCAAAUUGCUUGAGGGAGUACAAGGACCUCCAGAAGUGCAGAAAAAAUUUGCUUUAUAUGCCAUGAAGGAAGCUGCAAGAUAUGAAAGACAAGACUUAAUAAGGCACUUGAAGAAGGUACCAGAAAAAUUGGAAUCUGACCAGUUUCUCAAAAAAGAUAAUGACACUCCAAACUUACAAUCCUGUUAUGGCAAUCAUCAGUGAGAAGGCAGAUCCAAUUGGCUGUUCUGGAGUGUGACCAGAUAUUGUUGAUGCCUUUAGCAUGAGUUUGCCAAGAAAUUGUCUUCUUGAGGCUAAGAAAAAGCACUGCAACUUUCAUGUUACAAGUUUCUGUUAGUAAACGUUGAGAUUUUGCCCUAAGCAUUUUGUCUGAAUGGCUAAACUGGUGUUUUUCUAUUUGUUUUCCACUGAGUUUGAGGA